This is a messenger RNA of Aegilops tauschii subsp. strangulata, 7520 nucleotides long. RefSeq names its product acetyl-CoA carboxylase 1. Gene Ontology annotation, molecular function: metal ion binding; ATP binding; acetyl-CoA carboxylase activity. Gene Ontology annotation, biological process: fatty acid biosynthetic process. The record is from RefSeq and is a predicted model, not a curated record. NCBI's taxonomy places the organism in Eukaryota, Viridiplantae, Streptophyta, Magnoliopsida, Poales, Poaceae.
ACCUGCCCCCACCCUCCCUCCCCCAACUCCUCCAUGAAUGCACGCAUUUCAUCAUCGCCCCAACCACAACGCAGCAGCAGCGGCCUCGGCGACGCGGCGCGCAUUUAUAGCACGCAAUUCCUCGUUGCCUCCGCCGCCGCCGCCUGCCUGCCUCUCCUGGAUCUCCAUAUCUCCUUCGCGGCGCGGCAUUCCGUCGAAAACGCCUCCGGGCGGACUCACGUGCUGAAGGUUGGAGGGGGCAAUAAUGGUGGAAUCUGACCAGAUAAACGGGAGGAUGUCCUCGGUCGACGAGUUCUGUAAAGCGCUCGGGGGCGACUCGCCGAUACACAGCGUGCUGGUUGCCAACAAUGGGAUGGCUGCGGUCAAGUUCAUGCGCAGCAUCCGCACCUGGGCCUUGGAGACCUUUGGGAACGAGAAGGCCAUUCUCUUGGUGGCUAUGGCAACUCCAGAGGACCUCAGGAUUAAUGCGGAGCACAUAAGAAUCGCCGACCAGUUCUUAGAAGUUCCUGGUGGGACGAAUAACAACAACUAUGCAAAUGUACAGCUCAUAGUGGAGAUAGCAGAGAGAACUCGGGUUUCUGCAGUUUGGCCUGGCUGGGGUCAUGCUUCUGAGAACCCAGAACUUCCAGACGCGCUCAUGGAAAAGGGAAUCAUUUUUCUUGGGCCACCAUCAGCCGCGAUGGGGGCACUAGGCGAUAAGAUUGGUUCUUCUCUUAUUGCACAAGCAGCAGGAGUUCCAACUCUUCCAUGGAGCGGGUCACAUGUGAAAGUUCCGCAAGAAACCUGCCACUCAAUACCUGAGGAGAUCUAUAAGAACGCUUGUGUUUCAACUACAGACGAAGCAGUCGCUAGUUGUCAGGUGGUGGGGUAUCCUGCAAUGAUCAAGGCAUCAUGGGGUGGGGGUGGUAAAGGAAUAAGGAAGGUACACAAUGAUGAUGAGGUCAGAGCAUUGUUUAAGCAAGUGCAAGGAGAGGUCCCCGGAUCGCCUAUAUUUAUUAUGAAGGUGGCAUCUCAGAGCCGACAUCUAGAGGUUCAGUUGCUCUGUGACAAGCAUGGCAACGUGGCAGCACUGCACAGUCGAGACUGUAGUGUUCAAAGAAGGCACCAAAAGAUCAUUGAGGAGGGACCAAUUACAGUUGCUCCUCCAGAAACAAUUAAAGAGCUUGAGCAGGCGGCAAGGCGACUAGCUAAAUGUGUGCAAUAUCAGGGUGCUGCUACAGUGGAAUAUCUGUACAGCAUGGAAACAGGCGAAUACUAUUUCCUGGAGCUUAAUCCAAGGUUGCAGGUAGAACACCCUGUGACCGAAUGGAUUGCUGAAAUUAACUUACCUGCAUCUCAAGUUGUAGUAGGAAUGGGCAUACCACUCUACAAUAUUCCAGAGAUCAGACGCUUUUAUGGAAUAGAACAUGGAGGUGGCUAUCACGCUUGGAAGGAAAUAUCAGCUGUAGCAACUAAAUUUGAUUUGGACAAAGCACAGUCUGUAAAGCCAAAGGGUCAUUGUGUAGCAGUUAGAGUUACUAGCGAGGAUCCAGAUGAUGGGUUUAAGCCUACCAGUGGAAGAGUGGAAGAGCUGAACUUUAAAAGCAAACCCAAUGUUUGGGCCUACUUCUCCGUUAAGUCCGGAGGUGCAAUUCAUGAGUUCUCUGAUUCCCAGUUUGGUCAUGUUUUUGCUUUUGGGGAAUCUAGGUCAUUGGCAAUAGCCAAUAUGGUACUUGGGUUAAAAGAGAUCCAAAUUCGUGGAGAGAUACGCACUAAUGUUGACUACACUGUGGAUCUCUUGAAUGCUGCAGAGUACCGAGAAAAUAAGAUUCACACUGGUUGGCUAGACAGCAGAAUAGCUAUGCGUGUUAGAGCAGAGAGGCCCCCAUGGUACCUUUCAGUUGUUGGUGGAGCUCUAUAUGAAGCAUCAAGCAGGAGCUCGAGCGUUGUAACCGAUUAUGUUGGUUAUCUCAGUAAAGGUCAAAUACCACCAAAGCACAUCUCUCUUGUCAAUUUGACUGUGACACUGAAUAUAGAUGGGAGCAAAUAUACGAUUGAGACAGUAAGAGGUGGACCCCGUAGCUACAAAUUAAGAAUUAAUGAAUCAGAGGUUGAAGCAGAGAUACAUUCGCUGCGAGAUGGCGGACUCUUAAUGCAGUUGGAUGGAAACAGUCAUGUAAUUUACGCCGAGACAGAAGCUGCUGGCACGCGCCUUCUAAUCAAUGGGAGAACAUGCUUAUUACAGAAAGAGCAUGAUCCUUCCAGGUUGUUGGCUGAUACACCGUGCAAACUUCUUCGGUUUUUGGUCGCGGAUGGUUCUCAUGUGGUUGCUGAUACGCCAUAUGCUGAGGUGGAGGUUAUGAAAAUGUGCAUGCCACUGUUACUACCGGCCUCUGGUGUCAUUCACUUUGUCAUGCCUGAGGGUCAGGCCAUGCAGGCAAGUGAUCUGAUAGCAAGGUUGGAUCUUGAUGACCCAUCUUCUGUGAGAAGAGCUGAACCAUUUCAUGGCACCUUUCCAAAACUUGGACCUCCUACUGCUAUUUCUGGCAAAGUUCACCAAAAGUUUGCUGCAAGUGUGAAUUCUGCCCACAUGAUCCUUGCAGGAUAUGAACAUAACAUCAAUCAUGUUGUACAAGAUUUGCUAAACUGCCUAGACAGCCCUGAGCUCCCUUUCCUACAGUGGCAAGAACUCAUGUCCGUUUUGGCAACCCGACUCCCGAAAGAUCUUAGGAAUGAGUUGGAUGCUAAGUACAAGGAGUAUGAGUUGAAUGCUGACUUCCGGAAGAGCAAGGAUUUCCCUGCCAAGUUGCUAAGGGGAGUCAUUGAGGCUAAUCUUGCAUACUGUUCCGAGAAGGAUAGGGUUACUAGUGAGAGGCUUGUAGAGCCACUUAUGAGCCUGGUCAAGUCAUAUGAGGGUGGAAGAGAAAGCCAUGCUCGUGCGGUUGUCAAGUCUCUGUUUGAGGAGUAUUUAUCUGUUGAAGAACUCUUCAGCGAUGACAUUCAGUCUGAUGUGAUAGAACGUCUACGACUUCAACAUGCAAAAGACCUUGAGAAGGUCGUAUAUAUUGUGUUCUCCCACCAGGGCGUGAAAAGUAAAAAUAAAUUAAUACUUCGGCUUAUGGAAGCAUUGGUCUAUCCAAAUCCAUCUGCGUACAGGGACCAGUUGAUUCGCUUUUCUGCCCUUAACCAUACAGCAUACUCUGGGCUGGCGCUUAAAGCAAGCCAACUUCUUGAGCACACUAAAUUGAGUGAACUCCGCACAAGCAUAGCAAGAAGCCUUUCAGAGCUGGAGAUGUUUACUGAGGAAGGAGAGCGGAUUUCAACACCUAGGAGGAAGAUGGCUAUCAAUGAAAGGAUGGAAGAUUUAGUAUGUGCCCCGGUUGCAGUUGAAGACGCCCUUGUGGCUUUGUUUGAUCACAGUGAUCCUACUCUUCAGCGGAGAGUUGUUGAGACAUACAUACGCAGAUUGUAUCAGCAUUAUCUUGUAAGGGGCAGUGUCCGGAUGCAAUGGCACAGGUCUGGUCUAAUUGCUUUAUGGGAAUUCUCUGAGGAACAUAUUGAACAAAGAAAUGGGCAAUCUGCGUCACUUCUAAAGCCACAAGUAGAGGAUCCAAUUGGCAGGCGAUGGGGUGUAAUGGUUGUAAUCAAGUCUCUUCAGCUUCUGUCAACUGCAAUUGAAGCUGCAUUAAAGGAGACUUCACAUUACGGAGCAGGUGUUGGAGGUGUCUCAAAUGGUAAUCCUAUAAAUUCUAACAGUAGCAAUAUGCUGCAUAUUGCUUUGGUUGGUAUCAACAAUCAGAUGAGCACUCUUCAAGACAGUGGUGAUGAGGAUCAAGCGCAAGAAAGGAUCAACAAACUCUCCAAGAUUUUGAAGGAUAACACUAUAACAUCACAUCUCAAUGGUGCUGGUGUUAGGGUUGUCAGCUGCAUUAUCCAAAGAGAUGAAGGGCGUUCACCAAUGCGCCACUCCUUCAAAUGGUCAUCUGACAAGUUAUAUUAUGAGGAGGACCCGAUGCUCCGCCAUGUGGAACCUCCUUUGUCCACCUUCCUUGAAUUGGACAAAGUGAAUUUAGAAGGUUACAAUGACGCGAAAUACACCCCAUCACGUGAUCGCCAGUGGCACAUGUACACACUAGUAAAGAACAAGAAAGAUCCGAGAUCAAAUGACCAAAGGAUGUUUCUUCGUACCAUAGUCAGACAGCCAAGUGUGACCAAUGGGUUUUUGUUUGGAAGUAUUGAUAAUGAAGUUCAAGCCUCAUCAUCAUUCACAUCUAACAGCAUACUCAGAUCAUUGAUGGCAGCGCUAGAAGAAAUAGAGUUGCGCGCUCACAGUGAGACUGGGAUGUCAGGCCACUCCCACAUGUAUCUGUGCAUAAUGAGAGAACAGCGGUUGUUUGAUCUAAUUCCAUCUUCAAGGAUGACGAAUGAAGUUGGUCAAGAUGAGAAGACAGCAUGCACAUUAUUGAAGCAUAUGGUUAUGAAUAUAUAUGAGCAUGUUGGUGUCAGGAUGCAUCGCCUUUCUGUGUGCCAGUGGGAAGUGAAGCUAUGGUUGGAUUGUGAUGGGCAGGCUAAUGGUGCUUGGAGAGUUGUUGUUACCAGUGUAACUGGGCAUACCUGCACUGUUGAUAUUUACCGAGAAGUGGAGGACCCCAAUACACAUCAGCUUUUCUACCGCUCUGCCACACCCACAGCUGGUCCUUUGCAUGGCAUUGCAUUGCAUGAGCCAUACAAACCUUUGGAUGCUAUUGACCUGAAACGUGCCGCUGCUAGGAAAAAUGAAACCACAUACUGCUAUGAUUUCCCAUUGGCAUUUGAAACAGCAUUGAAGAAGUCAUGGGAAUCUGGUAUUUCACAUGUUGCAGAAUCUAACGAGCAUAACCAGCGGUAUGCUGAAGUGACAGAGCUUAUAUUUGCUGAUUCAACUGGAUCAUGGGGUACUCCUUUGGUUCCAGUUGAGCGUCCUCCAGGUAGCAACAAUUUUGGUGUUGUUGCUUGGAACAUGAAGCUCUCCACACCAGAAUUUCCAGGCGGCCGGGAGAUUAUAGUUGUUGCAAAUGAUGUGACAUUUAAAGCUGGGUCUUUUGGUCCUAGAGAAGAUGCAUUCUUUGAUGCUGUCACCAAUCUUGCUUGUGAGAGGAAAAUUCCUCUAAUUUACUUGUCAGCAACUGCUGGUGCUAGGCUCGGUGUAGCAGAGGAAAUAAAGGCGUGCUUCCAUGUUGGAUGGUCUGAUGACCAGAGCCCUGAACGUGGUUUUCACUACAUUUACCUCACUGAACAAGAUUAUUCACGUCUAAGCUCUUCAGUUAUAGCCCAUGAGCUAAAAGUACCGGAAAGCGGAGAAACCAGAUGGGUUGUUGAUACCAUUGUUGGGAAAGAGGACGGACUUGGUUGUGAGAAUCUACAUGGAAGUGGUGCCAUUGCCAGUGCCUACUCUAAGGCAUACAGAGAGACCUUUACUCUGACAUUUGUGACUGGGCGAGCUAUUGGAAUUGGGGCUUAUCUUGCUCGGUUAGGAAUGCGGUGUAUACAACGUCUUGAUCAACCAAUUAUUUUGACUGGGUAUUCUGCACUGAACAAGCUCCUGGGGCGCGAGGUGUAUAGCUCUCAGAUGCAACUGGGUGGCCCCAAAAUCAUGGCUACAAAUGGAGUUGUCCAUCUCACUGUGUCAGAUGAUCUUGAAGGUGUUUCUGCUAUCUUGAAAUGGCUCAGCUAUGUUCCUCCCUAUGUUGGCGGUCCUCUUCCUAUUGUGAAAUCUCUUGAUCCACCAGAGAGAGCUGUAACAUAUUUCCCAGAGAAUUCAUGUGAUGCCCGUGCCGCCAUCUGUGGCAUCCAGGACACUCAAGGAGGCAAGUGGUUGGAUGGUAUGUUUGACAGAGAAAGCUUUGUGGAAACAUUAGAAGGAUGGGCCAAAACUGUUAUUACUGGAAGGGCAAAGCUAGGUGGGAUUCCAGUUGGUAUCAUAGCUGUGGAAACCGAGACAGUGAUGCAAGUAAUCCCUGCUGACCCUGGUCAGCUUGAUUCUGCCGAGCGUGUAGUCCCUCAAGCUGGACAGGUGUGGUUCCCAGAUUCGGCCGCAAAAACGGCCCAGGCACUGCUGGAUUUCAACCGUGAAGAGCUCCCAUUGUUCAUACUUGCUAACUGGAGAGGCUUUUCUGGUGGGCAAAGGGAUCUGUUUGAAGGAAUCCUUCAGGCUGGCUCUAUGAUUGUUGAGAAUCUGAGGACGUAUAAGCAGCCUGCUUUUGUGUACAUACCAAAGGCUGGAGAGCUGCGUGGAGGUGCAUGGGUUGUGGUGGACAGCAAGAUCAAUCCUGAGCACAUUGAGAUGUAUGCCGAGAGGACUGCGAGAGGGAAUGUCCUUGAGGCACCAGGACUCAUUGAGAUCAAGUUCAAGCCAAAUGAACUGGAAGAGAGUAUGCUAAGGCUUGACCCUGAGUUGAUCAGCCUCAAUGCCAAACUCCUCAAAGAAACUAGUGCUAGCCCUAGUCCUUGGGAAACGGCGGCGGCGGCGGAGACCAUCAGGAGGAGCAUGGCUGCUCGGAGGAAGCAGCUGAUGCCCAUAUAUACUCAGGUUGCCACCCGGUUUGCUGAGUUGCACGACACCUCUGCGAGAAUGGCUGCCAAAGGCGUGAUCAGUAAGGUGGUGGACUGGGAGGAGUCCCGAGCCUUCUUCUACAGGAGACUGCAAAGGAGGCUUGCCGAGGACUCGCUCGCCAAACAAGUCAGAGAAGCCGCCGGCGAGCAGCAGAUGCCCACUCACAGAUCGGCCUUGGAAUGCAUCAAGAAAUGGUACCUGGCCUCUCAAGGAGGAGACGGCGAGAAGUGGGGAGACGAUGAAGCCUUCUUCGCCUGGAAAGAUGAUCCUGACAAGUAUGGCAAGUAUCUUGAGGAGCUGAAAGCCGAGAGAGCGUCUACACUGCUGUCGCAUCUCGCUGAAACCUCUGAUGCCAAGGCCUUGCCCAACGGUCUAUCGCUCCUCCUCAGCAAAAUGGAUCCUGCAAAGAGGGAGCAGGUUAUGGAUGGCCUCAGGCAGCUUCUUGGUUGAUGACUGGCCCACCCUUUGAUAACGGGAGCAUCCAUUCAGCCAGCAUAAACCGGCCUUGCUUGUUGCCACCAAGCAAGUCCUGUCUAUGGUGGACUGGGUACCAACGGAAGCGCAGACGACGACAAGCAAAUUUUACUUGCGUGGCGAGCUACAGGAGGGGGAGGUUUUUCAACUGAAACACAUUGUUUGCACAUAGGUAGGAGGCAUCUCAUCUCAGGACAAUUUGUAUGUUUAUUGUUAUUACAGAUAGGUACACACAAAGCAUAUGUAUGCUGGAUAGAUAUUCGGUGUGAGUUGUUGCAAUGCAAGAUUCAUCAUCUUAAUUUACGAGAUACGUGUGAUGGUCGAUGUGAUAGUCCUAGUUUCCUCGGUGGCGAGGAACGCUGAGUUUCCUUUUGCUGCAGUUAUGUGAUGUAUACCCUGAGAACUUUGGGGGUGAUAUGAUGGAUGUUUAUCAGUUUCAUGAUAAAUGAAAUUGGUAUGGAUUGUUUCUUCUUCA